Closterium sp. Yama58-4 is the source of this 279-nucleotide messenger RNA. The record is from the annotation of a GenBank genome assembly. NCBI's taxonomy places the organism in Eukaryota, Viridiplantae, Streptophyta, Zygnematophyceae, Desmidiales, Closteriaceae.
AUGUUGGAGAUUUGCGGAAGAUACGCGCAGGAGGUGCUGGAGUUGUUGGAGCCGGCGGAGCUGGAGGUUCUGGAGCUGGAGGUACUGGAGCUGGAGGUGCUAGAGCUCGUGGUGCUGGAGGUUCUAGAGUUGGAGGUACUGGAGCUGGAGGUGCUGGAGCUGGCGGUGCUAGAGAAUCUGGAGCUGGAUGUGUUGGAGCUGCUGGUGCUGGAGUACCUGGUACUGGAAGUACUGGAGCUGGAGGUACUGGAGCUGGAGGCACGUGCUGUGCAGUGGUGA